Molecule: messenger RNA, 1892 nt
Organism: Impatiens glandulifera
Lineage: Eukaryota; Viridiplantae; Streptophyta; Magnoliopsida; Ericales; Balsaminaceae
Product: zinc finger CCCH domain-containing protein 32-like
Exons: 7
Coding region: 327-1739 (470 amino acids)
Molecular function (GO): mRNA binding; metal ion binding
Source: RefSeq, a predicted model, not a curated record
GAAAACGCUCUUUGAAACGGGAGGAGGAAGAGAGAGAAAAAGGGCACGCAGAAAAUACCUUUUGAGAGAGAGAGGGCGAGCGAAAGUCAUACCAGUCAUGGACGGACUGAUACAUAUAUAGAGAGAGAAAACUUAAGCAAUACUACUACAAGGACGCCCAUUCUCUUUCUAACAUCCCUUUCCAUCACUCCCAAAAUCAUCGGACUCCAACAUUUUGCCGAUACAUCUCCAACAUCGUACAUCUGUAUUUAUGUUGAUGCAUUCGUGUAUAGGUUCAAACAUAUACGUAGUUGUGUAUACAUUUCUGUAGAUAUAUAGGUUGUGCAAUGGAGCUGUACGGUCGGACAACUCCAAUGGAAGGCUCACAGUCCGAUCCGGCGGUGGAAUGGAGCUCGCCACCCGGCGAGACAGGACUAGAAGAGCCUUUGUGGCAAUUGGGACUGGCCGUUGGCGGGGAAGCUUACCCGGAACGCCCGGACGAGCCGGAUUGUAAUUAUUACUUGAGGACUGGAUUUUGUGGAUACGGGGCAAGGUGUCGUUUCAAUCAUCCACAGGACCGUGGUUUGGUGAUGGGAGCUAUGAGAUCUGCUGGAGGAGGAGAGCACCCAGAAAGAGUGGGCCAACCUGUUUGUCAGUAUUAUAUGAGAACUGGAAUGUGCAAAUAUGAAACAUCUUGCAAAUAUCACCAUCCAAGACAGGGAGGUGGAACUGUUGGUCCUGUGGCACUAAACAUUUCAGGAUACCCUAUUCGUCCGGGAGAAAAAGAGUGCUCAUACUAUGCGAAAACAGGGCAGUGUAAAUUUGGUGUAACCUGUAAAUUCCAUCAUCCUCAACCAUCAGGCCUUCAAGUCCCACCAUCAGGACCUGCUAUUUAUCCAAGUCCAACACUUCCAUCAUCUCAACAACAGUAUGGAGUGGUUUCAGGAAACUGGCAAGUGGCAAGGCCUACUCUAAUUCCAGAUUCAUACAUCCAAGGGGCUUACAGUCCUGUAUUAUUUCCUUCAGGGGUUGUUUCAUUUCCCAGUUACAGUCCUUACCAGACACAUGCCAGUCCAGUAGCUUCUCCAAGCAAUCAAUCCUCUAUUGGAGCACCUCCUGUAUAUGGUGUAACUCAAUUAUCUCAUUCAACGCCUGCUUAUACUGGAACUUAUUUAUCAUUGCCUUCUAUUGUUGGUCCCUCAAGCGGUGGCCAGAAGGAACAGCCGUUCCCAGAGAGGCCUGGUCAACCGGAAUGUCAGUAUUACAUGAAGACGGGAGAUUGUAAAUUUGGAUUGUCAUGUAGAUACCAUCAUCCACCAGAUUGGAGGAUAACAAAAGUAAAUGUUGUCCUUAGCCCUACGGGACUUCCACUUCGUCCGGGUGCACCAGUUUGCACCCACUAUGCUCAAAAUGGUGUAUGCAAGUUUGGGCCAUUGUGCAAAUUCGAUCACCCAAUUGGAACAUUGAGUUACAGCCCAUCUGCAUCUUCUCUUGCCGAUAUGCCUGUUGCACCUUAUCCUGUUGGAUCAUUAGUAGGUACUCUUGCCCCAUCAUCAUCAUCUUCAUCAUCGGAGUUGAAGCCAGAAGUAGUUUCUGGCUCAAAGGAUGCAUACUCUACCCGAAUAUCAUCUUCCAUGACCACUUCUAGCAGUUUUGUUGGUUCAGUUUUCUCUCAAAGUGGUUCCUCUGCUCAGGGUUCUAGUUCUGCACCUUCCACUCUCAGCAGGAAUGAUGAUGAGCCUAUCAAAGGUCUCUCUUGAUCUUCGUCAACCUUAAUUUUUUUUCACAUUCAGGCAAGUCUUCUAAUCCAUGGCCUCCCACUGUGCAGAUUAGGAAACCAUAUAGACCAUUCGAAUCAUCUCCUUGUUCAUAUAAUCUUAUAUAUGGCAACAUCUUUUCUUCAUGAAUAAGCC